This is a messenger RNA of Macadamia integrifolia, 210 nucleotides long. The record is from the annotation of a RefSeq genome assembly. Lineage: Eukaryota; Viridiplantae; Streptophyta; Magnoliopsida; Proteales; Proteaceae.
AUGGCUAAGGGUAAAGAUGUCAGAGACUUGGUUAUUUUGGAAUGUACCAAUUGUGCCCGAAACGAUGUUAAUAAAGAAAAAGAAUCACCGGCGGGGAUUUCCAGAUAUAUUACUCAAAAGAAUCGACAAAACACACCUAGUCGAUUGGAAUUGAGAAAAUUUUGUCCCUAUUGUCUCAAACAUACGAUUCACGGUGAGAUAAAGAAAUAG